UCUACGUCUGUGACGUCUGUAUCACGUGUCCAUCUCUUCUCUCGGUACGUCUGCCGUAUUUUCCUCCUCUGCCUUGUGUCUGAUAAACCGAGAGCACCAGGCGCAAAACAAGCACAGCACACGAGCACCGUGGGCCCUGUGUCACGUUGAUCCCAGUCGGGUUUCAGAGGAGACCCUUUACCCAAGUUACCAUCAGCUGCGCCCCCGCCUCCGGGCUGCGUACCGCUCUGAGCCCGUAGCACUGUAAACUUUUCACAAAUCAGCGCCAGAAGCGACCCGAGACAAAGCCAGGAUGGCCUCUAGACUGCAGUGAGCGAAUGACCUGUGCUGUGGACAUGCCCUCCCAUCCACCAACCCCCACGCCUGGUCUACAGUGAACCAGAAACCGGUCUGUACUCUCACUCACACACCCCUGACAACGAGCUGGUCACGCCAUGGCCAGCAAAAGGAAGUCUUCUACUCCUUGCAUGAUCCCUAGCAAGGUACUACGCCCCACGGACGAAGCAGACCAGGAUUCUCCCAUGUAUCUGGGACCAUCUAGGAGUUUGGACAUUGAUCUAAAUAAUUCCCUGGAUGCUAAUGAGAAGGCAGAAACAACUGAGGAGAAAGAUGACACUUAUACCUGUCGACCUUGCAACUUUGAAACGCAGGAUCUUAACUUGUUUUUGGACCAUGUAUACAGUGGGCACCCAGAUUUCCGUGCGGACCCCAGCUUUCUUUGCCUCACCUGUGGGAUUUCGUCAGCAAAGUUUGAAGGGCUAGCGCUUCACAAUGCCCGGGUUCACCCCAGCACUUUGAAUACCACUCUGCAACUGAAAAUGAAGGACAAAAGGGUUGUGGUGGAGCAGACUUUACUCAACAGGACAGAGGCUGGCAAGGAUGUUGAAAUUGCGAUCACAAAAACUCCUAUUAUGAGAAUGCUCAAGGGCAAAUCUGAGCCUAAAAAGAUAGUGGUGUCACAUACUAUAUCGGAUGAAGCAGAGUCACUUCCCGGGGCGAGAGAGACUGACCGGAAAGAAAGUGCUACAGCAGUAAAUGUUAGUCAUGUCUCCACUCUGGUCCACAAUGGCACAGCUAAAGUCAUGCCCUCUGCCAUACAGAUAGUCAAUGGUUCUGGAGCCUUGCCAAUGCUUAAGACGCCUAUAACUCAAGUGGUGUCUGUGGUCCAGAACAAAAAUUUGCAUCACUCCACAUCUGUUUCUGCAUCGAAUGUGUCCUCUUCAUCAUCACAGUCUUCUAAAAACCUCCCUAAGGUGAUGAUUCCUUUAAGCAGUAUUCCGACAUAUAGUGCCUCUAUGGAUGAAUCUUCCUUCCUGAAGACCUCCUUUAAUAAGUUCCCGUAUCCCACAAAGGCUGAGCUCUGCUACCUGACUGUUGUCACCAAGUUUCCAGAGGAGCAGAUUAAGAUUUGGUUCACUGCUCAGAGACUGAAGCAGGGCAUCAGCUGGUCUCCAGAGGAAAUUGAAGAGGCCAGAAGGAAAAUGUUCAAUACCAUUAUCCAGACAGCACCAGCCAGUUCACCGAGUCUCACUAGCCCUGCUCAGCACACCAUAGCCGUUCUGCCGGCGUCAUUGGGGGCGACUGGCCUGCCCCAAAUCCUCCAGGGGUCUUUAGUCAGCCAAGGGGGUGUGAUUGUUACACAGCCUAUGAUGGCCAAUGGUAUUCAGGUUAACAGCGCUCCAGUAGCACUCGCUGUUACACCCAAGCCACAAGCAGCUGCCCGGCCCAUGAUGCAAGCUCGCCCUGCUGCCGCACUGGUGGCAGACAAGGGAAUUAGUAUGGUGGUAGGGACUGUGGGCAGCAGCAGUGCAGGGACCAAUGUUAUUAGUCCCAGUAAAAGAAAUGGAUCCAGCUCUGUUACUAAUAGUCAGGCAAGUGUCAUCAAUCUUAGUCUAGCUACCAGCAACCGUGCAAAAACAAAUAAUAUUAAUGGUAAACCUAGUAAUUUAGAGUCCCAAAACAAAAGCAAUUGUAAGAAUAGCAGUGAUACUAAAAAUGCCAAAUCCAGCAGUCCUAGUGUUUUACAAACUGACAGCACAGACACUACAAGCAAAUAUGCACAAGGCACAAAUAUUGAUGAUUUCCACUCCUCUGCCAGUAAUUCUCCAAGCAUCAAAAUGGAGGACGCCGCAUCACCCGCCUCCAAAUCUUCCUCACCCUCUCCUUCAGCUUCCUCCAGCUCCAUCUCUGGCUCCAAAACCCCUGUCAACCCUUUCUUGGACCCCAGCUUUUACAAGGGCAAAAAGUCACAAGAACAGCUCAGUGCUUUGAAAGAUAGUUUUCAGAGCAACCAAUUCCCCGACCAGGAAGAAGUGGAUCGGCUCAUUGCUUUAACUGGACUCACAGUGAGGGAAGUCAGAAAAUGGUUCAGUGACAGGCGCUACCACUUGCGUAAUCUUAAAGGGUCACGUACUUCAGGAGGAUCAGGCAAAGACAAGACUUCAACUAGUGCUCCGAGUACACCAGGGAGUGGCACAGCUAACAUUGGUACCCCUCUGGAUCUUUCGGAGACCAGUGGCACACCAGACGCUAAGAACACAGCUGCUCCUCAGAGCCCACCACCAUCACAAAUUCCCACCUCUCCCACCACUCCCUCCAGACGAGCCCCUAGACCACCAUCUCCAGACUUCACUGCAAUACGCUACAAAGAGAGAGAACCACAUCAGGUGAAAGCACUGGAGGCAAGCUUUUCCCAAGACCCGGACCCAUCCAACGAGGAAGUAGACAGACUCAGAGCUGAAACUAAAAUGACCAGACGUGAGAUCCACGGCUGGUUUACAGAACGGAGGAAACGUGUGGCAGCUGAGAAAAAGAGGGAGGAUGAGGAGCGGGCCAUAAGGGAGGAGGAAGAGGAUGAGGAGGAUGAGGAAAAGCCUAAAGUCAAUCCAAUAAAAAUCAAUCUUAAAAUGUUAAAGGUGACUGAAGCAAAACAGGAGGGUGAGGCUUCCGAUAGCCCCUCUGUUAAUUUACAAAAGACACCAUCAUCAUCGCCAGGUCCAACCCAAUCCUCAAAACACUCCUCCACAACACCCAAAACAAUUGUGUCUCCCAAACCGGCAGCUUAUAGAGGCAAGAAGACCCCUGAACAGCUGCAUAUGUUAAAACAGAUCUAUGCCAGGACACAGUGGCCCAGUGCUACCCAGUAUGAUGAACUGAUCUCAGGUACAGGACUGCCCAGGCCUGAGGUGGUCCGCUGGUUUGGAGAUUGUAGAUAUGUACAGAAGAACGGACAGUUGAAGUGGUUGGAGACGUAUCAACGCACAGCACUGAGUGAAGAUUUGCAGAAGGGGAAUGAACAGGCUCUGCAGACACAUCUGAACAAGAAUGGCCGGCUUAAAGAGUCUGAGCUUGAACAGUUGAUAGAAGCCAGUGGCUUGACGAGCGACCUGGUGAAAUACUGGUUUUCUACCAAAACCUCUUCUGUCCCGCUGCCCCAAAUAACAGAGAACACAAAACCUGCUAUACCGGGUUCAACAUCAUCAGAUGCCCAGCUGCCAGGGUCUGCAUCUCCUCUGGAGCCACAGCCGGGAGCAGGAAACGAGGAGAAGAUGGAGCAAUCUGUGUGUGGUGUGUCCAAACCUGAUGAAUAAGAAUAUGAAAUAACGAGAAAAUAGUCUAGAUGUGUUUUGGAAAAAAACAGUGUGUCUGAUCAGAUAUGCUAUGAUAGUGGUCCCUGUUAGUGUGUAAGAUAAGGUCUAUGAGCCAGCAAGCAAUGUGACAGAGGCAAGAAUAGGUAACCCUAAGGACCUGAAGUGCUUGAUGCUGAAUACAGUGUGUCACUGCUUUGCAUAUGGGGUCUCAAAUUAUAAAUGUGUGGUCAUAAAGUUAUGCUUGAUUAGUCAGAAUGCAAUAAAUAAAAUUCCUAUUAUCUAUUGUUGUAAUAUUUUAUGACAAAGCUAGUAGAAAAAAAUCUGUUCAUACUAUGGAGGAGUAUUUUGAAGGCUUUGUUUUAAUUGAAACUAUGUAGCAGGUAGUCUUUAUGCCUGAAUCCAAAACCACAGGCACUGUUAUAACCUGAUCACAGGGUGAAAAUGAAAAGGGUAGAAAUGGUCUUCUCCCAUUACAUACUGGCAGACGUUAAUCAUCCUCAAAUCCUAUCUCUUCUAAUGAUUGUCAAUUCUCGUUUUUUGGUGAUUUUAACAACCAAAGAGAGUUUAUCUGCUGGUAUAGCUCUCAUCCUUCGCUGUUUACCUGUCCUGGUGUGACAAAAGUAGAUGAUGGAAAUGUAGUCAUUAGACACAUUAGAGAUAAUGUACAUACUACUUGUUGGGAUAGGGUGCUUGCCUUAAUGUCAGCCAUUAUCAUCCAUUGUUGUUCUUUUGCACUCAAUCACUUUGAAACCAUGCUUACAGCCUUUCUGAAUGUGCUGAUAUGUGAAACAGCAGCACUGAUUUAAUUUCUGGGCCUGGAAGCAUUCUGAAUGAAUUUGUUACCCAUCCUUCAAAGAUGUACAUAUUUUUGGUAAAGAAAAAAUAGUGGUCGCUAUAGCUGAAUAAAUUGUCAUCCAAAGAAUGCAAGCAUCCCGGUGUUUAAUAAGAAACUGACUUGUAUUAUGUUUUAUGUAUGAAAUAUUUGUGUUGUAGCAUUGAGUGCUGCUUGGCGUUAUUGUUGUUGGAAAAUACAUUUUUUAUGGAACUUUGGUAAUAAAGAACAGAGUUUGUUUCAGCAAGCUCCAUACUGACGCUUAAUGUACAAUUUUUACAACACUAUUUGCAAAAUAAAACAACUUGUAAUACAA
This is a messenger RNA of Boleophthalmus pectinirostris (great blue-spotted mudskipper), 4738 nucleotides long. RefSeq names its product zinc fingers and homeoboxes 3b (gene zhx3b). The record is from RefSeq and is a predicted model, not a curated record. Gene Ontology annotation, biological process: regulation of transcription by RNA polymerase II. NCBI's taxonomy places the organism in Eukaryota, Metazoa, Chordata, Actinopteri, Gobiiformes, Gobiidae. The transcript is spliced from 6 exons. Bases 435 to 3590 code for a protein of 1051 amino acids. Gene Ontology annotation, molecular function: DNA binding; DNA-binding transcription factor activity, RNA polymerase II-specific. Gene Ontology annotation, cellular component: nucleus.